Molecule: messenger RNA, 753 nt
Organism: Iphiclides podalirius (scarce swallowtail)
Lineage: Eukaryota; Metazoa; Arthropoda; Insecta; Lepidoptera; Papilionidae
Source: the annotation of a GenBank genome assembly
AUGUCCGAGGAAGAUAAUAAGCCAUCCCAACGUAAGGAAAAUGGUGUUCCCAAAGAUAAAAGUGAAGAAGCAUGGGGAUAUGAUUUGUACCCUGAAAGGCGAGGAACGUUUUCACCAAAAUUAAGCAAAGUGCUAAUCGGAGAACAUGGAAAAGAAGGAAUUGAAAAAACUAAAUGCGAAAAAAAUGUCUAUGAAUGUGUAAAAAAUAGUCCAAUUGUCAAAGUUAUGAUGGCAGCUCUGAAAAGUUCUGGCUGUCCUAUCGACAUACGAAGACACAUAUCAUGUGAGGUCUGUGACUACUCAGUAAGUGGAGGCUAUGAUCCUGAAUUAAAUCAGAUUGUAGUGUGCCAAAAUGUGUCAACAAGAAAGGGAAUGGUUCAGGGAGUGUUAGCACACGAAAUGAUUCACAUGUUUGACUAUUGUCGAAAUGAAUUGGAUUUUAAAAAUAUGGAGCAUUUGGCAUGUACAGAAAUCCGUGCUGCCAACCUGACUCAUUGCUCGUUUACGAGUGCCUGGUCCCAAGGAGAUGCUUCCUGGUUCAAAGUAAAACAGGCGCAUGAGGACUGCGUAAAAACGAAAGCGCUCUACUCGGUGCUAGCAGUUCGUCAAAUAGGAAAAGCUGAGGCUGUUGACAUUAUAGAAAAGGUGUUCCCCAAAUGUUAUGCCGAUUUGGAACCAAUAGGACGACGAAUUAGAAGAAAUUCUGAUGACAUGUUGCGAGCUUUUAAAGAGGCACCAUAUUAUGGCUACGAA